This is a messenger RNA of Etheostoma cragini (Arkansas darter), 2663 nucleotides long. RefSeq names its product DBF4 zinc finger (gene dbf4). Gene Ontology annotation, biological process: regulation of cell cycle phase transition; positive regulation of nuclear cell cycle DNA replication. The record is from RefSeq and is a predicted model, not a curated record. The coding region runs from base 442 to 2343 and encodes 633 amino acids. The transcript has 13 exons. Gene Ontology annotation, cellular component: Dbf4-dependent protein kinase complex; nucleus. Gene Ontology annotation, molecular function: protein serine/threonine kinase activator activity; zinc ion binding; nucleic acid binding. NCBI's taxonomy places the organism in Eukaryota, Metazoa, Chordata, Actinopteri, Perciformes, Percidae.
AUGAUAUCUUCUAGUUAUAUUACCACCUCUACUAUAAAUUACUGCUUUUAAACGUGACAGGGGCUAGGUGACCGGAAAGUGUCAAACAUGGCAACGUAGAUUUCCUCCACCAUUGGAUUUAAAGCGGGAAUGAGACGAAGCAGUGAUCUAAAAAGUUUACUAACUUACAGCUGGCAUAGCUAACAGCAGUGAAACAUCGUGCCAAUGGAUCGUUUGUGGUAAUAAACACGCUAACACAACUCGUGUACCGUGUGUUAGUGUAGAAUCACGGAAUAAUGCAGCUAACAUACGUUUAGCAAAGCAGCUAACCGACAAAUCCGGGGAAACGUCGAGACACUAACGUUAUGUAACGUUUCACGGGACAAACAAGGACAUCCUUGGUAUGUUUACUAAAGAAAGUAGGGCAAUAACAACGUAUUUUACUUAGUGAAAGAGAAAUGAAUGAAUAGAAUGAAGCCGAAACGCAUCCAGAGGCGUAACGUUACAGGACCCAAGUGGCAAGGGAAAGGAGUCAACACCGGUGGUGACAAAGCAGCCCUGAGCCAAGCUAAGCCAACAUGUGUGUCCUCUACUGCUCAAGUCAAACCUUUUGCUGGGAAACUGUUUUAUCUGGAUCUGCCAUCAAACAGAAUAGCAGAGACAUUGGAGAAAGACAUCAUAAACCUGGGAGGGAUUGUUGAGAAGUUCUUCAGUAAGGACAUUAGGUAUCUGGUAUCCAACAAGAGGGAGGCUAGAUAUGUGCAGUGUCUCAGGCAGGACUCUCCUGUUCCCAGCCCGGACACCGGCCCGAGUUCACCUUACCCUCGAACCAACCAGCACCAAUCUGGCACCCGUGAGGACAACAACAAAAGCAAGUCUCAGGGCCAAACAGACUCUUUUGUUCAAAGUCGAGGGAAGUAUUUGGUGGAGAGAGUGGUGAAAGAGCAGGAGAGGGUGAAAAUGAACAAGAUCCUGUCAAAUGCUCUGGAGUGGGGUGUGAAAAUCCUCUACAUAGAUGAUAUAAAGGCAUAUGUUCAGAAGAAAAAAGAUAUUGUCAGCCGCCUGUGUCCUUCUACCACUGCUGUCAAAACAAGUGUCAGUUUACAGGUCAAAGUUCAGUCAGAAGCAAAGCAAGGCUUUCAGAAAUGCAAAGGGGGAAGGAUCACUAAACCGUUUGUCAAGGUUGAGGAUUCAAGCAGACACUACCGUCCAAUCUACCUCACUAUGCCUAACAUGCCUGAGUUCAACCUGAAGACUAUUCCUCCAUGUAGUCCUUUCUGUGUCGAGGACAAGGAUCCCCCUGGGAACAAACAACCUGCACACAGAGGUGCGAAAGCCAGCGAAGAGCGACAACAUGGCCGAAAGAAGACGAGAGACAAGAAACGAGGCGGCUACUGCGAAUGCUGUAUGAUCAAAUAUGAGAACGUCACAACGCAUUUAAAGAGUGAACGGCACAAGGCUUUCUCCAAGAGUGACAAAUACCUGGUGGUGGACAAGCUGGUUUCAACUCUGCAGCACUGCAACUUUCUCCACAUCAAAACUCAAGUUAAAAGACCAAAGUGCAGUGUUUCCUCUGUUCUGAUUGUUCCCGGACCAUGUGGGAAAACUGUACAAAGACACAAGGGAGAUCUUGAUACCACAGAAGAGGAACAGUAUCAGACUCUUGAUGGGCACGAGGGUUCUCUUUCAGGACACACUUUAAAAAUCAGAUCAAAUGCUGGUCCUCUAAUUCACAGGGAGGGGGAGAGGAGGAGCUAUAACACACACUCUAACAGAUCCAAGCACAAAUCUAUUGCAUGUAAACGGCCGUGUAGACAGAAUUCUUUGACUUCUUGCUCUCAAAAACCUGAGCAAGAUGCAAUUACUCAGCCCAAGAUGGAAACGUCCCCCUCUAGAGGUGAAUUUCUUCCCUCUAGUCCCUCCAGAGGUACUCGGGUCAACAAGGUUGCCCAAAAAAUAACUCAAGACAUGAACAGCCCAACUGCUUACUUCCACAAUACGAACAUACAGAAUGAAGCUUCUUCAAAAUGCCUUGAUGUUAAAACAAAUCAACAAGAGGAGUCUGAUAAAAAACUUUAUUCUUUAGUGAAUGAGGCUGUUGAGGAUGGAGACAUAUUGCCUGAGAAAAUGACUGCAAACAACCUCUCAGAAAGGGAAGCAGCGAGCCUUCCUACCCUAAGCUUCUCUCCGGUCCGGAAAAUACAGCGGAGGAUAAGAGUUUAUAAACGCAAAAGACAAAAAAUCAACACACUCGUUGAACACGUAAAGCCGAGUGUCAUUCCCAAUGACUCAAGGCUGAAACUUUGGGAACUUUUUCAGUCAAGUGAUGACAUGGAUGUGGAAUUUCUGGGCUUCAAGUACUAGAAAAUGAGGGGACUGAACUGAUGGGAUGAACUGGACUAUUAUUGCCUUUUCAUAUACUUGAACCGAAUCAAAUUCUGUGCCAUGGACUAUACAAGCUACUAGAAUUUGUUUCAUCUUUAGAAACCUCAGUUUAACUAUGGUCGAGUGAUCUACAGUUGCUUAUUGUCUUUCAGGGAUGGAGAAAGCUUAAUUCUUUCCUCCAUUUUGUUUCAUAUCAGUUGAAAAGCAGCUUCUGAUGUGUCGUAGCAUUUUGUACACAGCGCUGUAUAUGAUAUAAAACUAAACCAGCAAACUAUGACAUUCCCAAUUCUCUUUACAAU